CACUCGUGCUAUGUUCAAGUAGCACAUACGUGUCUCGCUACGUCGCGGGAACGUAGAAUACGUUUCCGGCGGCCCUCACCUCCCCACGGGCGACAUCGCGUCGCGCGGACGUGUCACCAAUCGCGGCCGUCCAUCUCGCCAUCCGACGACCGCGGAAGCUCGCAGCGGCCGCUCCGCUCCGUCGCGGGGCAGCCCACCCACCCCCCACCCUCGACCGCACCGCACGGGGGGUAACGCGGUGGAAAACCCGGCGACCAUAUCAAAACACGAGGCGUCCCCGCAGGACUGGUCACUCGGCACGCAGGCAGCACAGCAGCAGCAGCCAGGACCCCCCUCCCUGCUCUUUCCCCUCCUCGCUUCGCUUCCUCGGCGGAUUCCUCCUCCUCCUCUCGUCCGUGCCCUUCCGACGCGCGAGCUCGCCCGAGAUGGCAAAUGCAAGAUCGGGUGUCGCUGUGAAUGACGAGUGCAUGCUGAAGUUUGGCGAGCUGCAGUCGAAGAGGCUGCACCGCUUCAUAACUUACAAGAUGGAUGACAAGUUCAAGGAGAUAGUUGUGGACCAGGUUGGGGAUCGUGCUACCAGCUACGAGGACUUCACAAACAGCCUCCCUGAGAAUGACUGCCGAUACGCAAUCUAUGAUUUUGACUUUGUGACUGCAGAGGAUGUCCAGAAGAGCAGGAUAUUCUAUAUCCUAUGGUCCCCAGACUCUGCCAAGGUGAAGAGCAAGAUGCUUUACGCAAGCUCUAACCAAAAGUUCAAGAGUGGGCUCAAUGGCAUUCAGGUGGAGCUCCAGGCUACAGAUGCAAGUGAAAUCAGCAUUGAUCAGAUCAAGGAUCGGGCACGCUAGGCGCAGUGCACCGCCAUCACGUGUUUCAUGAUCAUGCAUCAUGGACUCGCCUACUACUGUGGAUUUGUACGCCAUUAUAGACUUGGUGCUGUGAAAGACUGCUUGAUGAUUUGCAGGUUUGUUGCUGUGUAAAAAAGGUCCUCGGCUUCCAGAAGACCAUGAAGGUUUGGAUCUAUCAUGUAAUUCCUUGUUAUCUGCCAAUUAUGUAUGGACUAUGGACAUGUGUUGCGCUGUUCAACUUACUACAAAUAAGUAAUCGAUAUGUUCCCUAUUCAUGAUUCGGUGACAA
Molecule: messenger RNA, 1134 nt
Organism: Sorghum bicolor (sorghum)
Lineage: Eukaryota; Viridiplantae; Streptophyta; Magnoliopsida; Poales; Poaceae
Product: actin-depolymerizing factor 3
Exons: 3
Coding region: 426-845 (139 amino acids)
Biological process (GO): actin filament depolymerization
Cellular component (GO): actin cytoskeleton; cytoplasm
Molecular function (GO): actin filament binding
Source: RefSeq, a predicted model, not a curated record